CAUUUAUCUUGCCGUGUAACUUAAUUAUAGUUUUUGAUGUAAGCGUUUCUGUCUGUAUAGCUAGAUAGUUGUCUGUCUAGCUAAAAGGUGGCUAUACUGUCGGUUUUCCCAAAAACGGAGUGCUUAAUGUUUUUUUGGUGGUAAAUGUUGACUAGGCAGUGAACCUACAUGUCGGAGGGUUAGCAACCCAACUGAUGCUAGCCUGCUCGAUUCCUCGUAAUGUUGACGUUUGUCACAAUUUGAACCAGGGUCCAGUAAGCGAGUUUAGUGUUGUGAAAGCAGAGCGAUAUAUGCGCAAGAAUUUUAUGAUGUUCAUUUAUCAUCCUGAUUGCUUUGGGUGUAAUUGUUGUGGUCCUCUUGAAUUCGCGUUGCGGUCUGAAAGCAUUAAACAGCAAAUCAGUAUGUACCAUAGACAGUAAAAGACAAGUGCAUGCUGGUGUACUUCAUAUAUACAGGGGGAUUUUCUCCAGUUUGUUCUCCGGGCUUUUUGGGACCCGAGAGAUGAGGAUAUUGAUUUUGGGACUGGAUGGUGCCGGGAAGACCACCAUCCUUUAUCGCCUACAGGUCGGGGAGGUUGUCACCACCAUCCCAACAAUCGGUUUCAAUGUAGAAACGGUGACGUACAAGAACUUGAAAUUCCAGGUGUGGGAUCUUGGUGGACAAACCAGCAUCAGGCCCUACUGGCGUUGCUACUACUCAAACACGGAUGCCGUGAUCUACGUGGUGGACAGCAGUGACAGGGAUAGGAUGGGAAUCUCCAAGUCUGAGCUGGUGGCUAUGCUGGAGGAGGAGGAGCUGAAGAAGGCCAUUCUGGUGGUGUUCGCCAACAAGCAGGACAUGGAGCAGGCCAUGACUCCCACGGAAGUGGCCAACUCCCUGGGCCUGCCCGCCCUCAAGGACAGGAAGUGGCAGAUCUUCAAGACGUCAGCGACCAAAGGCACGGGGCUGGACGAGGCCAUGGAGUGGCUUGUUGAGUCCUUGAAGAGCAGGCAAUAAGCAUGAUUCUGAUCUUAACCCCCCCCUCCCCAUGUAAAUAUUCCUGAUUGAGCCCCCAGUCAUGGUUCAAGACCACCCCCCCUCCCCAUUUUGGUGGCAGCUUCACACCCCUACGCUUCCCCAGGACAGGAGAGAGGCAGCAGGAGGAGGGCAUCAGCAAUGUAAAGCUCACGUUCAGUGAGUCAUCCGCUGGAGGCUCAGACUUAUUUGAUUGGUUACCCAGUGGAACGGACACUUGUGAUUGGUGGCCCAGUAUGGUGGACUUUCAGACUUGUUCUUGGCCAAACUGGUCUUUUUGCAGGCCUUGUCUGGUGAUUUGUAUUCAAAGCGUGUUAUUUUCUAUUCUCACACAAUUAAGAUGGGUCUGGAUUAUUUUUCUGUGUUUUGGUCAUCUUUGUCCUCAGGCAGACUGCAAGACAUUGAUAUGUUAUACUUUUGGUAACUGACACUAGUGUCUAUUUGUGUUUCUCUGCGAUUCAUUCCUAAUUGCUUAUUUAUUUAUGAGCUUCAUCAGUUCAAAACUGUUUGUUGAAGAAAAUAUGUAAUCAUGCUGAAAAUAAUAAAUCUGCAUUGUCAAUCUG
Molecule: messenger RNA, 1577 nt
Organism: Anguilla rostrata (American eel)
Lineage: Eukaryota; Metazoa; Chordata; Actinopteri; Anguilliformes; Anguillidae
Product: ADP-ribosylation factor-like protein 1
Exons: 6
Coding region: 502-996 (164 amino acids)
Biological process (GO): intracellular protein transport; vesicle-mediated transport
Cellular component (GO): Golgi apparatus; cytoplasm
Molecular function (GO): GTPase activity; GTP binding
Source: RefSeq, a predicted model, not a curated record